UUCGACCCGCGAUUCAAACUUGUCAGCAUUCGCUGCAUUGUAAGUUGUAAACAAAUUAUCAAAUUGACAAUUUGAUAAAUAAUAAUAAUUGAAAUUAUGAAAAACUACUAAAACAAGUAACUACAAACUAAUUUCCUUUCACGAUGGCACAAAAAACAGUCCGAGGGACGGGAAACCUCUUGUAGGAUUUAGUUUGUUCUGUCGUUCGUUUGAAAAAGUGUGAUGAUUUUGAAAAUUUAAAUUCAACAAAAGUGCAAUCUGAACUGAAAUUUAAAUCUGCACACUGUUUCAUCUGCCACAUUUCUGGAACGAGACAGCAGCUCCGUCCAAUAACUGAAGUAGAAUUUGAAACUUUACUAAACAUUAUUUGCUUGACGGAGACUUUAUCGGUGGACAAGUUCUACUGCAUUUGUCCCAUGUGUUCAGAAACGCUGGUGAAAUUAAUAAAUUUGAAGACAGAAAUUGACAAAAUUUCCACCUGCAUUCGCAGUCUGGUGCAAUUACGAGGCAAAAAAUUGGAUAUUUUGGAUGGAAAUUUUCCUAAUCCAACAGGAAAUGAAUCUGGCACAAAAUCAAGCGGCGAUGUUGCAGAAAUCAAUUCCAUCAAACUUUCGACAAGCCUAGACAACGUGACUGUCGAUGAGGAUAACGUCGACGAAUUUGUGGAGAGUCCUCCAAAUGAGUCCUUAGGUCCUGAUGAAGGCGAUUGUAUGCCAAGUUAUCAUCUUGCUGAAGAUGUUGAAGAAGAGUCAAGACCAUUGAUAAAUUUAGGUGAUAUUGAUAUUGACAUCAAAUUCUUCCCCACGGCUGAUGCUGAUGAGGCCGGUGACAACAUGUUCCCGCAUUUUGGUGAUUAUCCUGAUUCGGAAACGAUCAGCACCAGCUUGUCAAAUUUGAGUGAAUUAGUGCAAACAAGUAAAAAGCUUAGUCGAUCGAACUCGAACGGUAAGGAAGUUAUCUCACGUGACGCUAAACGACCAAGAGCUUCUAGAACCCGUGCUGAAGAGUGUAUAAAAAAUUUGUCAAGGCGUGACAGUGAAAAUGACGAUGAUGAUAUUGGCAAUCAUGAGGAUGCUGAUUUCCAUGCAAGCAGUGAGGAUGAAUCGGCCUAUAGUGAAGAUGAUAAUUCCAGUCGAGCUCUCCCAGAAGCUGAUGUCGAUGUUGGUGCACCUUUAUCCAGAAAAUCUAAAAAUAAUCUGAAUCGCACUCAGGAUGUAAUUCCUCCUUCGAAAUCUACAGUUUGCAGCCAGAAAUUUAAUAAAAGACAUAAAUUGGAUCAUGAGACAAAAUGCGAAGUUUGUGAUAUGCAAUAUACGACAAAACGUGGUUUAGAUGAACAUCUCCAAUCGAAGGAUCACGCUGAUGUUGUAAGAUGCCGAAAGAUUAGCGAUAAUGGCGUUAUUACAUUUUCUUGCUCUAAAUGUGAUCAUGUCGGGUUUCCCGAUUUACUUGAACUAUUGCUACAUAGAGACAAAGUUCACGACCGAGUUCACAAGCGAGAUCACAAGUUCACGUUGCCGUUUGGUCCAACCGAGUUAGAAAUCGCGACUUUACGAUGUACCAUUUGCCAUGAUAAAUUCAGCGACCUGGCAACCUUGAUAAAACACAAAGCUGUACAUAUCAAUAAAUGCGAAGUGUGCAAUAUAAGUUAUUCUACACCAAAUGAACUUAAAUUCCAUCUUGAGUCGGGCCAACACGAAGCAGCAAUUCGAAGCAGGAGAUUCGAUUCCGAUGGCAAGGUCACCUUCGUCUGUGACCUUUGCCCAGAUCAGUCACCGUUUUACGAUCUCUUAGAAUUUUUCCUACACAAGAAAAACGUUCACUGGAAACCAACAACAUGCCAACCUUGCAACAAAACCUACGCCUCGAUGAGGAGUUACGACCAACAUAUUCUCUCAAACGUACAUGCCAAAACUGUCGGACCGAAAGCAUUGGCGGCUCUAGAGAGGAAGAAGAAAUUCAAGUGCAGCAAAUGUGACAAGAUCUACCCUGCCGAGUCCUUGCUCCUUGGCCAUAUUCGAGCCGCCCAUAAUCCUCCUGCCUACGUUUGUGAAACUUGUGGGAAACGCUGUCGAAAUUUGGUCAGGUUGAACGCCCAUAAGAAUGCGCACCACCGAUCGAGAAUGUUUACCCCAAAAGAAAGAGCCUUUCAAUGUAAAUUGUGCGACCAGCGGUUCACCAGCUACGCAGGAAGAUACAGACAUGUCCAAUCUUUGCACAAGGGAAUACGCUACAGGUGUGAUUUGUGCCCAAAUGAAUACGCUAAAAGUUGUUCCUUAAAGAGGCACAAAGACAAUGCUCAUAACUUGAACAAUGACAAACCACCCACGACCAAGGAGAAAGCUACUCGUCUUCAGUGCGACAUUUGUUUGAAAACGAUGGUUAAACAAAACCUUGGAGGACACAUAGAACUCUUUCACUUGCAGGACAAAAGUAAAUGUCCUUUUGAUUGCUGUGAUGUGGAAUUUGCGACUGAACAGGAGUGGAUUCAACAUUUGGAGGGGUGCACAUCAGAAAAAAUUACGGAAGCUUCUAGAUCCUCCUGCUUCUUUUGUGGAGCUUUGUUUCCAACCCAAUUCCUCCGAAUUGUCCAUCAUCUGCAAGCCCACAAAACGUUUGCGUGUGAAAUAUGCUCCAAGGAAUUCACCAGGCAAAUAAUACUGGACCUUCAUAAAUACUCACAUCAAGAAUCCAAACCACAUCUUUGUCCAAAGUGUGGAAAGCGAUUUAAACAAGGUUGGAAUCUCAAACUUCAUACCACAACGGUUUGCGGGGAUGAUGACGAAGAGAAACAAAAAAUGCUUGAAAAAAGAAGGGAACAGUAUAAAUCAUUUAGAGAAAAAGUGAGUUUUAAUUGCGACGAGUGCUCGGUGGGAUGCACGACGGCGAGAAAUUUGGAACUGCACAAAAGUCAAGCUCAUUGCGACAACUUAGACUAGACGAUAUUUAUUUUUAAGCGUUACUAUCUGUUUUCCGCAUUUAACGUUUCGCACUUCAUAAAAUUAUAUGGAGCUAAAAUCCACUUACAUAUUUGUAUAAAAAUUUGUUGAAUUAAAACCAGUUACACAAAAAUUAAGCUAA
Folsomia candida is the source of this 3081-nucleotide messenger RNA. RefSeq names its product PR domain zinc finger protein 5. The transcript is spliced from 11 exons. The record is from RefSeq and is a predicted model, not a curated record. Gene Ontology annotation, biological process: regulation of transcription by RNA polymerase II. NCBI's taxonomy places the organism in Eukaryota, Metazoa, Arthropoda, Collembola, Entomobryomorpha, Isotomidae. Gene Ontology annotation, cellular component: nucleus. Gene Ontology annotation, molecular function: zinc ion binding; DNA-binding transcription factor activity, RNA polymerase II-specific; RNA polymerase II cis-regulatory region sequence-specific DNA binding. Bases 417 to 2939 code for a protein of 840 amino acids.